Messenger RNA from Rhincodon typus (whale shark), 5858 nucleotides. It is a transcript of the gene elac2, whose product is annotated as elaC ribonuclease Z 2. Lineage: Eukaryota; Metazoa; Chordata; Chondrichthyes; Orectolobiformes; Rhincodontidae. Gene Ontology annotation, cellular component: mitochondrion. The transcript has 24 exons. The record is from RefSeq and is a predicted model, not a curated record. Bases 78 to 2681 code for a protein of 867 amino acids. Gene Ontology annotation, molecular function: 3'-tRNA processing endoribonuclease activity. Gene Ontology annotation, biological process: mitochondrial tRNA 3'-end processing.
GGUGAAGCUGAAGGGAGAGAGAGAGCGAGCAUGCAGAGAGAGCCGGCGAGUUGACGGGUUGCUCACCAGCUUUGCCUAUGUUGCGGGCUGGUCUCCGGCGACUGUCCCGCAGAGCGCUGCCGCACCGCUUCAACCUCGCCCCAGCCCUGCUGCUCUGCAGCCGCACCGGCACCGGCAUGUCCCUCAGUCCGGCCGGGGAGCAGCGGAACUCCCCCGGCAGCAAGGAGAAGCCGACCCUGAGACACCUAAAGACGAGGGAGAAGAGGAAACAUGGAACCACACACGGACCCUCCACUGUCUACCUGCAGGUUGUGGGCUCUGGGAGUAGGGAGGCUGCAGCCGCUGUCUAUGUCUUCUCUGAAUACAACAGGUAUCUCUUUAACUGUGGAGAGGGGACUCAGCGACUGAUGCAGGAGCACAAGCUGAAGAUUUCUCGUCUUGACAAUAUUUUUGUGACAAGGAUGAGUUGGUCCAAUGUUGGAGGAUUAUCUGGCAUGAUUCUAACGUUAAAGGACACAGGCGUUUCCAAGUGCGUGUUCUCUGGACCUCCACAGUUUGAUAAAUUCUUGACUGCAAUCAGGUCAUUCUCUGGGCCACUACAAGGACUAGAUUUGGCUGUUCGCCCGUAUACCCACCCAGAAUACACUGAUGAUACUAUGACAGUGCAUCAGGUGCCCAUAUUUGCCAAUUUGGAUUCAGAGGGCAGAGGAACAGAAAGUGCGAAUUUGUCGCUUGGUAAAGCCAGCACUGACCAGCCCUACUCUACAAAAUCCACAGAGCAGCUACUGGAGGGUGGUGAGGCUGGUCUAUCAAAAAAACAGAAUGAAAAACCAGAGAGAAGCCCAAAAUCAGCAACAAGGGAUCCUUCCCUUGUGGUGGCUUUUGUCUGCAAGCUUCAUCCAAAGAAAGGAAACUUCCUUGUCAUGAAGGCAAAGGAACUUGGUCUGCCAGUGGGAACAUCUGCUAUUGGUCCAAUUGUGGCUGCUUUGAAAGAUGGAAAAAGUGUAACGUUUGAAGGCAGGGAGAUCCACCCUGAUGAUGUGUGUACACCUACUGAUCCAGGGCCCACAUUUGUUGUGUUGGAAUGUCCCAGUAAAGAAUUUAUUGGGCCCGUGUGUAAGAACGAACAACUCCGCAGGUAUCAAACUGGAGGAUCUGAAAGCCCUGCUGCAUUAGUUGUCCACAUGACUCCUGAGUCUGUUUUGGAAAACAAUGUUUAUAAAUCAUGGAUGGGGAGGUUUGGACCGACCACACAACACCUGAUCCUCAAUGAACACAACCAAUCUGUCCAUAACCUACGCAGCCACAAGAUCCAGACCCAACUCCACCUGAUUCACCCAGAGAUCUUCCCUUUGCUGCAAACCUUUCGGAUCAAGGAAGAGCCAGCCUCUCUCAAUAUGCCAAUUGUUCGAGGUGAAUGUUUGCUAAAGUAUCAGCUGAGGCCUAGAUUUGAAUGGCAAAGAGAUGCUGUGGUUGCAGAUGACACUGAAGAGUUCAUUAAGGAAGCUACAGAAAUUCCAGGCUUUUUGGAGAAAGUCGAAGAAUGUAAAAACUUACUGUCAGUAGACCCUGUCACUUCAUCAGAGCAAGUGGACAGAUACCCUGAGGUUGUUUUCCUUGGAACUGGAUCUGCCAUCCCAAUGAAAAUCCGAAAUGUUAGCUCCAUCAUUCUAAACAUCAGCGCUACAUGCUCGAUAUUAUUAGAUUGUGGUGAAGGCACUUUUGGACAGCUCUGUCGUCACUAUGGCAACGAUGUGGACGUGAUCCUCUGUAACUUGUCAGCCAUCUUUGUGUCGCACAUGCACGCUGACCAUCACACGGGCUUGAUAAAUAUAUUGCUGGAACGAGAAAAGGCUUUGCUAUCCCAGGGAAAGGGUUUCAUCCCAAUUUCACUUGUGGGACCAUUACACAUCAUGAAUUGGUUGGACCAGUACCAUAACCAUUGUCAGAAGAUUCUUCACCAUAUAAAUGUUAUUUCCGCUCGGCAUUUCAUGGAAGGUGCUGAUGUUAGCAAGUUGAUCACUCAAGAACGCAUGCAGACUUUGUUGCAGGAACUUGAACUGGAAAAGUUCCAUACCUGUAUCGUGCGACAUUGCAGGAAUGCCUUCGGCUGUGCUCUUCAACACAAGUCAGGCUGGAAAAUCGUUUAUUCGGGGGAUACCAUGCCAUGUUCAGCUCUUGUUCAGACAGGGCAGAAUGCGAAUCUCCUGAUUCAUGAAGCUACACUGGAAGAUGGGCUGGAGGAAGAAGCUGUUGAGAAAACUCACAGCACCACCUCACAAGCUAUCAAUGUUGGUAUGCAGAUGAAUGCCAAAUUCAUCAUGUUAAAUCACUUCAGUCAGAGAUAUGCAAAGAUUCCCCUAUUCAGUGCUGACUUCAAUGACAAAGUUGGAAUAGCUUUUGAUCAUAUGAGGGUUCGGUUUGAUGAUUUUGGGGCCAUUCCCAAGCUCACCCCACCCCUGCAAGCCCUUUUUGCGGAAGAGAUUGAAGAGAUGGAGGAACGCCGUGAGAAGAGAGAGCUCCGGCAACUGAAGGAAGCCCAGAAUUCUUUGAGUACAAACGGGCCUGUGGCCCAGGGACCAUCGUCCACUGUGACCAUCAAUGAAGCAGUCACCAAAAAGAAACGAGCAGUUGAAGAACCUGAUCAAGAUCUGGACAACAAAAAAAUAAAACUAACUUGAUGCUAUUCGAAAAUAAUGAUUUGAAAGACUUGGUUCAUUACCCUGGAAGGAGAGUGUACAGGAAAGCAGUGUGCAAUGAACUUGAACUGAUUUUAUUUUGUUGCAUAACUGAGUUUUGUGUAUAGGUUUUACCAAUAGGGUAACAAUGACCGUGGUUUGCAGUAAUUAGGUUAUAUUUUGGUUUCUAACUGGUACAGCAAUUUGAGUUGCAAGCCCAAUCAUCCACAUGCCUUUGACUCCUACCUUGACCCUCUUUUUGGAAAGUGACUUCUCAAGCAACUGCAAACAUCCUGUAUUCUUCCUCGAUCCAAAGGAGGAUGACAGAUAAUCCAAAUAAUUAUCUUGUAUUUUGGUUUGAGAACCAGAUGGCUAAAAUCAGAUUUUGAAAUGUUCUGUUUUUUUUUUUAAAAAAUGUCUCUUAUUUGCUCAUCCCAUCUUUUUACUUAAGUGAUUUACUCAAAUGCUGCUGUCCCUGUUGACUUCCAGCUUCAGCUGCAUACCUGGUUUUUGAUUUGAUUUUAUUAUUGUCACAUGUACCUAGCUACAGUGAAAAGUUUUUUUGUUUUGUGUGCAGUAUAGGCAGAUUAUACCAUUCAAAGUGCAUACGAGAAAUAGAACAGCAAGGGAUACCAUGUUACGGCUACAGAGAAGGUACACAGAGCGAGGUCAAGAUUAAAUUUGAGAGAUCCUUUCAGAAGCCUAAUAACAAAGGGGAAGAAGCUGUUCUUGAAUCUGGUCUGUGUUUUUAAGCUUGUGUAUUUUCUCCCCUCUGUCAGCGCUGCAAAGCAGCGAUGACAAUCUACAAUAGGCAACCCAACACUGAAUUCACUUGCCAUCUGACUGUUCCUUCCCUUAAAAUCUCUGCCGUGUUGAGUGUGCCUUCAAAAGUAAUUUGCUGCAUUUCUCAGCUACUCCCUAUUUCAUUGGAGAGGACAGAGAAAGUCCUGUCCUUUUACUGUAACCGGAAAAGUGUGCAUCCAUCUCUGGGAAUGUAAUGAUGAGCAAAAGUUAUUUUGAACGUCUGCAGAAUGGAUCACAAGUAGCCUUUGAUUUAAAAAUUUUGAAACCAGAGUUGAGAAUGAAUAAUAAAACCUAUCCAAUUUGUGAUGCUGUACUAGGAUGUUAUACUUCAGCUUACCAAUUAUUUUUGAUAAAUUAUUUCCAUGUUACUGUAGAUGGUGAAAUGUGCACGGAAGCUAAAAAUUCUCAUUCCUUUUUCAGGCUUAAGAUUUACAUUGAUUUUGUCGUUUUUUUUAACUGUUACUGUUUCAAAUUUUAUAAUGUGGUGUUUUAAUUUUGCAUUGAGGAAUUUGUUUUUCGAAGUGGAGAUUUUAAAGUAUCUCUCUGAAGUAAAUGGUGAAUUCUUAAUCCAAUUGAAGUCAGUGAUGAACACCAUAAUGGCACUGGGUAAUGUGAGGGAACUGUUUGUUUGUUUGUUUGUUUGUUUGUUUAUCCUUUUUACUAGCUUUUGGGGCACUUUUCCCAACCAAUGGAAUUGCCGUUCAUUAUCCACCCCAGAGCUGGAAUACUGGGAGCAGUUUUGGUCCUGUUCAUCUAAAGAAAUAUAUACUGGCAUUGGAGGCAGUCCAGAGAAGAUUCACCAGGUUAAUCCUGGGCAUGGUGGCAUUGCCUAAUGAGAUGAGGUUGAGUAGCUCGGGCUGUACUCCUUGGAGUUUAGAAGAAUGAGAGGUGACCUUUAUUGAAACAUAGAAGAAUCUUCAAUGACGGGCUCAAUGCGGAAAGGUUGCUUCCCCUUGAGAGUCUAGGAUCUGCGUGCAUAAUCUCAGAAUAAAGAAGUCACAUGUUUAAGACAAGUGAGGUGGAAUUUCUUGGGGUAGUGAAACUAUUUCUUUCGAGUCAGAUUUUUUUCACCAGGUGAGGGAAACAAGGCUUCUCGGGAAAAGGCAGGAAAGUGGAGUCAAGGAUGAUCUAAUUGAAUGAUGCAGCAGUUUUGAUGGCCUGAAUGGACUACUUCUGCAACUGUGUAUUCUGAUCCUCUCUAAGGGAGAAAUGCUGGCACUGUCAUUGUGCUAAUAAUUGUGGUGACUAGUCUAACCCUCUGGGGACACCACUGGUUGAAACCUUACCAUGGCAGCUGUUGGAACUUUCCCACAUUUAAUAAAUCAGAUGUAAAAGCUAGUCUCAGCAAUUGUGCCAUGAGACUGUUGAUAGUCAUUAAAAACCCAUCUGGUUUGGUCAUGUGCUUUUCUUAAGGAUGACGUAUCCUUCCCUAACCUGGUCUGACCAUGUGACUGCAGGCCCACACCAAUACAGUUGCCUCAUCACUGGCCUCAUGGCCAAUUAGCUCUUUGGUUCAAGGGCAGUUACAAAUGUGCAGCUAAUGCUGGCCAGUGGUGCCUGUAUCCUGUGGAAAAAUAACGGCAAAGAACGAUCAUCUUAUUCUAUUUUAUGUAGCUUCCAUAACAGUUUAAAAUGGGGAGGAGAAAUUUUAUUCUAACAAUAAACUGAACACAGUGCACAGAGGCCUUUUCUCAUUUUAUGCAUGUGCAAAAUGUGACUUUUCAAUCUCCUUGAUUUUAAAUAAUUUGCAUGAGGAACUACAAAUGUUGCAGUCAGCCUAUCGUUAUGUGAAUGUAAAUGAAAAGAUAAAUUUAUCAGCUGACGUUUGUUAGUAGCAAUGUUAUCUUGGUAUACUGGAACACUGUCAAGAGUCUUAAAAACCUUAAUUCUGGUUUAAUUGGUCUCAAACGGAACAAUUAAGUGUCAGCCAUGAGAUGACAUUGAACUCUUGCACUGUUUUCUCCUCCAAGCCCACUUCUUUGGACAAGUCCUCUCUCUGUUCCACAGACCCCUUCGCCCAGUUCCAACACACUCUCUUCCCUCCACCUGGUCCCCUCCUUCUGACCUUUUUUUACCUGUACUUAAUCUGUUCAUUGAGAGCUGUCACUAUAACAUUGGUCAUCUCAUUUUCUCUGCCCCCCUCACCCAAUCCAACCCAUCUCCUUCUCAACUGACUGCACUCCGUGCGCUUAGAUCCAACCCUGACUUUAUUAACCAUCCGAUAAGUGGUGGUGCUGUUGUAGUCUGGUAUGCUGACUUCUACAAUGCAGAGGCUAAGCACCAAUUCUGUCAUAUCUCCUUAUCUUCCCCUGGACCAUUGUAUCAACUAUAGUAACUGAACUCAUUUCAUCUGGUGAUCUCACUGCGCCCACCCCC